Lineus longissimus is the source of this 2317-nucleotide messenger RNA. RefSeq names its product E3 ubiquitin ligase Rnf121-like. The record is from RefSeq and is a predicted model, not a curated record. Gene Ontology annotation, molecular function: ubiquitin protein ligase activity; metal ion binding. Lineage: Eukaryota; Metazoa; Nemertea; Pilidiophora; Heteronemertea; Lineidae. The coding region runs from base 134 to 1132 and encodes 332 amino acids. Gene Ontology annotation, cellular component: endoplasmic reticulum membrane; Golgi membrane. The transcript has 9 exons.
CGCUAGUGUAUUCAAAAUGGAUCCUCAUUUUGGCCACGGCCACAGCGAUGGAAAAGUCAUGAAUAAGAUCACUCUAGUCGACCUUGAUUGAAUCCAGGCAAUAGUCAAUUGAGUUAUAUCAAAAUUACUUGAAAUGGUCAAUGUAAAAUUUCCCAAAUAUCCCAAAGAGCAUUUGAGGAAUAUGAAGUCCAUCGACAUGUCGAAGCUGACAGAACAAGAGCGAUGGCGAAUCGAACACCAGAAGUUACACGAGAAGCAUCGCGGCCACGAGGCCAUGCAUGCAGAGAUGGUGCUAAUCCUUAUAACAACUCUGGUUGUUGCACAAGUAUUACUCGUACAGUGGAAACAAAGACACUUUAGAUCCUAUCAGAUAGUCACGUUACUGGGAAUGUGGAUUAUUCCUAUCUUUUUCUGCCUGAAAUUCCACUGGUGGAGAUUCAUCAUCAUAUGGGCCAUUUUCUCAGUCAUCAAUGGUUAUAUUUCAUCACUGGCAUCUAGAACAAGAAUAGCAGGCACAACACCUAGAAAAGUGUAUACCUGGUUUGUCAUUAUCUAUAAGAUCAGCUAUGCAUUAGGUAUCGUUGGUUACUGUGUGAUCAUGUUUACGUUAUUCGGACUUAAUCUCCUAUUUAUGAUUCAACCAAACGUUGCCAUGGACUUUGGGCUAUUACUUCUUUUCUACGGAUUAUAUUACGGCGUGGUUGGGAGAGAUUUUGCUGAGGUCUGCACUGAUAAAAUGGCGUCACAUAUAGGGUAUUACACGACCACUGGCAUGCCGACGAGACAGUUAGAACCAGAUGUGUGUGCCGUCUGCGGUAAUAAAUUCACGCCACAUCGUGGCAACGACUAUGACGAUGAUGAUGAAGAGGACGUGGGUGAAAAAACAUACCGAUUAUCUUGUAAUCACACAUUCCACGAGUUUUGUAUACGAGGCUGGUGCAUUGUGGGAAAGAAACAGACGUGUCCCUACUGUAAGGAAAAGGUUGACCUGAAGAGGAUGUUUUCAAACCCAUGGGAGAGGCCACACGUUUUAUACGGGAACCUCCUGGAUUGGAUACGUUAUUUGGUUGCCUGGCAACCAGUCAUCAUCAUGAUAGUGCAAGGAAUCAACUGGACGUUAGGACUAGAGUAAUUUGUACCAACAAAUCAGGGACAUUUUCUUGACCGUGGGAUGCCUAGGCCUUCGUGAUUUCUGUUGCCGGAUUGGUAAUACGUGUCUGAUACAUGUAGAUUGGCAGGCAUGACACAUGGUGGGAAAAGACUGAAUGGCAAAGCCAGAUGCAUCCAGCAGGGGGGUCUCAAUAUCCCCAGUUUGAUGCGUACAUACUUUAUGGAUGGCCCCUUCCACCACAUUUGAAGGGGAGGGGGGGGGGGCUACAGAGAAAUGUUGUGAGGUUGAAGCUAUUUUGAAUAUGUGAUCCAUGUGUGCUACAAACCACAAGGGGCUGUGCAGUUGACAUCAUCGCAGCAAAAGAAACCAUAUCUAACGUAAAAUUUGGGUCACAGGCCCACGUGACGUACAUUGUCUUCAGUCCAACAGUGGCAGUAUCGAAGUGUGGCAACAUCAGUAAACCUGCUUGUCUUAAAAACGACAGGCCGCAGGUGGCCUUAUGGAAUUUUGGAUGCUAUGAAUUCAUCCUUAUUCAUGUAACUUGGCCCAAAUACUGUAAAACCAUGAAAUACAUUUGCAAGGUUAAAGGACAAGUGCUAUCUCUGUAAUGGUAAUUUUCUAUGUUUGUCCUUUGACAGGCACAAAAGCGUCAUCAACAGUGCAUAUUUUGUUAGUUAGUCUAUAUGUAGGUGUAACUAGCUUACACAGUAUUAGUAAAUAUGGUUGUUACAAUGUCACUGAGGUGAUAUUUUUAUAUUGCAGUGAUGAUAUACCUAUUGCUACGCUAACUAAAUAUGCUCCAGUAGAUAAUGUACAUGCAUGAUCAGUGUUGUUUAUGUGUUUCAAUGACCUUUGUAUAUAAUGUGACCUUUCAAUGGAAUAUUUAUAAAUGUAUGAUUAUUUCUGUGACCUUGAUUAGUUUUACAGUCAAUGUUGUGGAUUUGACUCAUUGAAUCCUGAAGGAUAUGAUCUAGACGUGACGAGGCUUUGAACGUGACUCAUCCAUGUUGCACUAAUCUAUAUUGUGACUUUUAAUCCUCAAGGUUGUGACCUUGUCUCAUACAGGUUGUGAUCUUGGCAGAUCAAAGACAUGAAACACAAGCAUUCUCAAGUAUGUGUAGUUUUGACGACAAAAAAAUUCCUGUUUGCCUGUUUAAGAAUGUAUGAGCUGUUCCUUUGAACAUAAAUAUAUAUCAAUGCUGUUCA